AUGUUGAUCAAUUUACUUUCCAACGGCGUCGCCUGGACGCUCCUCGCCGUUGCGGCCGCCUUAUAUCACUUCAUCCAAAGACGACGGCCGAUAUUUCCAGUUGUGAAUGAUUAUCCUUGGGACUUUUUCCGUCGAAAAGCAUACCUUGCUUACAACCAGGAUGCUGGAACACUCAUCACCGAAGGCCUUGCCAAACACCGCGGCCCUGUCACAAUGCUCGUCCCUGGUGGUACGAAGAUUGUUCUUCCAUCUUCCCUGAGCGACUGGAUCAGGACAAACAAAGACCUAGAUCAUCAAGAGCUGAUCAGAGAGGAAUAUUUCGCCCACCUUCCCGGGUUUGAGUCGCAACACACACUCCACAGCCCCGACAGGAUGCUGAUUGACCUACUUCGGACGAAGUUAACACAGAAUGAAAAUAUCGUACCAGUGGUCAAUCGGCAUGUCGACUUGGCUUUACAACACCACUGGGGUGAUAGCAAGUUGUGGGAAACCAUCGACUGGGAGAAAGAUACUACCGGUGUCAUUUCAUGGGCAGCAGCGUCGGUCUUCGUCGGUACCGAAAAGGCCACGGAUGCAGAGUGGCAGGAGGUUGUUCAGAGUUAUGUACGCGAGUAUUUCGCUGCUGUCAGUGAGCUUCAUACUUGGAAGGCACCGUUGCGUCCAAUCGUACAAUGGUUCUUGCCGCAUACCUCGGCGUGCAGAGAUCUUAUGCGUCGAGCGCGCACCAUCAUGCAAGAGGUCGUUCAAAAGAGGAUAUCCGAAGCAGAAGCUGCCAGGGCUCAGGGCUUGGAGGCACCUUUGUACCAUGACACUGUCGCUUGGACCAUGCAAGUCCCCGGAAACACGCACCCAGCAGGCGAUGUCCAGCUUGCCUUGGCCAUGGCAGCACUGUUCACAACCACCGAGCUUUUCAGACAGAUUCUAAUCGAUAUUGCCAACAAUCCGCAACUUGUCGAGCCUCUCCGACAGGAAAUCAGAACAUCUCUCUCGGGGCAUGGCCUUGGACUCGCCGCACUGGCGAAGAUGGAACUGCUCGAUAGCGUGAUGAAAGAAUCACAGAGGCAGAUACCUAUCUCUGUGGGACUAGAGCGCAAGGUCAUUCGCGAGACAUUCCUGCCGGACGGGACCAAGCUACCCAAAGGCUCACAUGUCAUGGUCGACACAAGCGACAUGUGGAAUCCUGCCAUUCACGAGAGACCGGAAUCAUACGACGGCUACCGCUUCGUAAAACGACGACGCGAAGGCGACAAAGCGAGUCAGUUCGUUCAAUCGAGUCGGGAGCAUAAUAUCUUCGGUGGUGGUAGACACAUCUGCCCCGGUCGGUUUUUCGCCAGCACAGAGUUGAAGCUAUGUUUGGCUCAUAUUCUGUUGAAAUUCGAUCUCCGUCUGCCGCCCGGAUACCAAGCAGUUCCCGUCCGGUUUGGAGUGUAUGCAGGUGUUGAUCCCAAUGUUCGGCUGGAGGUUCGGCGGAGAGAGGAGCCUGAGUGUUUAUUAUGA
Messenger RNA from Penicillium salamii, 1497 nucleotides. The record is from the annotation of a GenBank genome assembly. NCBI's taxonomy places the organism in Eukaryota, Fungi, Ascomycota, Eurotiomycetes, Eurotiales, Aspergillaceae.